Molecule: messenger RNA, 1452 nt
Organism: Solea senegalensis (Senegalese sole)
Lineage: Eukaryota; Metazoa; Chordata; Actinopteri; Pleuronectiformes; Soleidae
Product: beta-1,3-N-acetylglucosaminyltransferase manic fringe-like
Exons: 4
Coding region: 291-1091 (266 amino acids)
Biological process (GO): regulation of Notch signaling pathway
Cellular component (GO): membrane
Molecular function (GO): O-fucosylpeptide 3-beta-N-acetylglucosaminyltransferase activity
Source: RefSeq, a predicted model, not a curated record
AUCACAGUGGGCAGAUCUACGCCUCUCACAUCCUGGUGACAGCGGCUUUUACGCAGCAAAUGAGGGGGAAAUCAGUCGCGCCAUGCCGCUUUUUAAAAACAUGAAUCAGCCUUAUGAUUAAUAUCUUAUAUCAUUUUUUAUUUUCCAUCUAAAAUUCGAACCAAGUUUCGGUUUAAUGGGGGAAAUUGACGGUGACGCGCGUUAAAAGAGAGAAGGGGGUGAUGUGGAAACGAAAUUAGUCCCAGAACAUGAUUGAACUAAUACUUUGUUGAGUCCAAAAUACGUUUAAAAUGAAGAGGAGAUGGAUUCGCCGCAGGCUGCUUGUCUUAAUCUUCACCUUCUUCAUCAUCCUCUACGUGGAUUUUCAAUUAAACACCAGCAACCCACCCAAACUCAGUGCGCCCCACGGUCCACCCUCGCCCAUCCAGCAGACUCCGUCCCCGGCUGACGACGCUCAGAAGCCGGCCACACACAGCAUCAGCAGCACCGGUGGACACCUGACCACCGAGGACGCACCAGUCAUUAUUCAGCCCAGAGUGAGACAGGAGGAGAUCUUCAUCGCUGUGAAGACCACGGGCAGAUUCCACAAGACGCGUCUUGCGCUCCUUUUGGAGACGUGGAUCUCCAGAACCAAGGCGCACACGUUCAUUUUCACAGACGUGGAGGAUGCUGACCUGACUUCAGAAGGUUACAACAUGGUGGUCACAGGCUGUCAGUCAGAUCACAGCCAGCAGGCUCUGUCUUGCAAGAUGUCUGCCGAGUACGACGGCUUCAUGGCCUCGGACAAGAGGUGGUUUUGCCACGUGGACGAUGACAACUACGUGAACCUGGGAGCCCUGCUCGCUCUGCUCUCAGCCUUCCCCCAACAGAGUGACAUCUACGUGGGCAAACCGAGCCUGGACAAGCCCAUCACUGCUCAUGAACUUCUGGAGGGCAACGCAACGGUACCGUCCCUUGGUGUUGAUUCAAAGGUCCCAUAUUAUCGCCAUAUGAACCUCGCGGUUUACUCGCAAAAGGUUUAUAAAAGAAGAAGCUUCAACCACUUAGAACAGGGUUUUUUUUUCCCCUGUCCCGUUUGCAUAAGGCCCUGAAUUUGCGAUUUGAGCAGAUUAAUUAAACCUCUCGUCAGACCUGGCAGGGCUACGCCUGUGCUUUGUGCCUCUGCUCUUGUGAUGAUAGUUGAAAUUUGUCCAUUGUCAUGUAAGAGAAAUUCACGUCAAGAGCCAGAGUUUCCAAUGAGCGGUUGUAUUUAGUUCUUGGCCGUGUGGUAAAGCCUCUGAAGCAGCAUUUAUACCACAACACUCCCCUGAAACACAGGCUGAAUUUAAUUUAUGUGCACCGAUAACUCCUCAAGGCAGGGUGACCCCUCUGAGAUACAUUACUGUCUUGGAUGUGACUCCGCAGAUUAAUUUUUUUUCUAGCCGUGCUGUCGUCUGAGAUUCUUUCUCCUUU